Molecule: messenger RNA, 593 nt
Organism: Lycium barbarum (goji berry)
Lineage: Eukaryota; Viridiplantae; Streptophyta; Magnoliopsida; Solanales; Solanaceae
Product: glutathione S-transferase U17-like
Exons: 2
Coding region: 1-396 (131 amino acids)
Biological process (GO): glutathione metabolic process
Cellular component (GO): cytoplasm
Molecular function (GO): glutathione transferase activity
Source: RefSeq, a predicted model, not a curated record
AUGAGUGGGGGUGAAGAUGAGUGGUUUCCAGCACUGCGUGGCAUAGCAGCAGCACAAGGAGAGGACGCGAAAAAGGCGGCAGUAGAGUCGGUGGUCGAAGGCCUAGUGUUGUUGGAAGAUGCCUUCAAGAAUUGCAGCAAAGGUGAGAAGUUCUUUGGUGGAGACAAAAUUGGAUACUUAGACAUUGCACUUGGCUGCUUCUUGGGUUGGGUGAGGGUGACUGAGAAGAUGAACAAUGUAAAGCUACUUGAUGAAGCCAAGACUCCAGGUUUAUAUAAAUGGGCUGAAGAUUUUUGUGCUGAUAGUUCUGUCAAAGAUGUCAUGCCUGAAACUAAUAAGCUUGCUGAGGUUGCUAAGAUCAUUCAGGCCAAAAUUAGAGCCCAAGCAUCUAGCUAAGUUCAUAUGUCUUCUUCUUUCAAGGUGUGUUUAGACUAUCAAGUCUUGGUAGUUAUUUUCAAUCUCUAGCAAAGAUGAUGUAUGAGCACAACAUUUGGUCUUUGAACUGGUCAAAAAAUACAUUGUUCCUUGUGUAAUAAGCUAUUCAGAAAUGAGUACAAGAAGCCAAGAUAUAGCAUCUGUUGGCUAUUUCUAAA